Molecule: messenger RNA, 1769 nt
Organism: Poecile atricapillus (Black-capped chickadee)
Lineage: Eukaryota; Metazoa; Chordata; Aves; Passeriformes; Paridae
Product: immunoglobulin superfamily member 1-like
Exons: 8
Coding region: 73-1365 (430 amino acids)
Biological process (GO): cell surface receptor signaling pathway
Molecular function (GO): transmembrane signaling receptor activity
Source: RefSeq, a predicted model, not a curated record
GGGGCCGCUUCCCCUUUUCCCGCGACUUUCGGGGGUCACGUGACCGGGAGGGGACAGGGAGGGGCCGCGGCCAUGGAGCUGCCGACCUUCAUCGCUCUCCUCGCUUUUCUCCCGAUGUCGACACCUUCAGACCCAGAUCUCCCUCCCACCCCCCCCAACAUCUCGGUGACGCCCCCCAAGGCCGAGUUCCUGAUCGGCGACGCCGUGUCCCUCACCUGCACGGCGCCGGGCGGCCGCGUGCGCGGUUUCCGUUUCUCCGGGAGCUCCGGGUGGGUUCUGGACGUCAGGAGCUCCAGGAGGAGCUUCAGCCACACCUUCAACAUCUCCGGGACCAUGGACGGAGGAUUCCACAGCUGCUCCUACACCCUGCUCCGCCCGGGACGCGCCGACGUCCACUCGCCGCCCAGCCGCGCCGUGGUCAUCAACGUCCGCGAUCGUCCAUCCCAACCCAUCCUGGUGGUGACGCCCUCCAGCGUCACCGUGGAAGGGCAGCCCUUGGUCUUCUCCUGCCAGGCCCCGCCCGGCGCCGCCCAGAGGAGAUUUGGGAUCUUCCAGGAGGAGCUGGAGGUCACCGCCGGGAUCUGGGAAGGUUCUGGAAGUUCUGGUGUCCGGCUGAGGGUGGAGAGGAGCGGCCGGAACCAGACCGGGAACUUCAGCUGCCGCUACGAGGAGAUGACCCAGGGCCGGUGGAUCGCGUCCUACCCCAGCGACGCCGUCCAGGUCAUCGUCAAAGAUCCGUGUCCUCCUCCCGUCCUCUCCGUGGAGCCGCUCUCGGGCGUGGUGGCCACCGGCCACCGGCUGCGCCUGAGCUGCGCCGCGCCCCGGCGCCACUUCCGGCGCCGCUUCCGCUUCUUCCGCGACGGCGCCGAGGUGACGCCGGGCGCCGGUGACGUCAUCGGCGGCGCCGGGGAGGGCUCCGAGCUGCUCUUCCCGAGGAUUUCCCGGGAAUUCGCCGGGAAUUUCAGCUGCCGGGUGGAGGAGGAGGUGGGCGGGGCCUGGCUGGAGGCUCCGCCCAGCCGGGGCGUGGCUGUGGAGGUCAGGGGUAGCUCGAGCUCCUCCCAUUGGUCAUCGGCACCGCGGUGGGCGUGGCCUCGCUGCUCCUCGGGCUCCUAUUGGCUGCUUGUCUGUGCCGGAAGAGGCGGGGAGGUUCUCGCUGGCGGGGGCUGCGCCCGGGGGAAGACACCGGAACUUUCUCCAUGGGGGACCUGGAGGUGGCUUCCUGAGACAGGCCACGCCCACCAAGAUGGCGGACAAGGCGCAGACCACGCCCACCAAGAUGGCCGACAGUACGCAGACCACGCUCCCCGGAAUGAUGCUGAAACCACGCUCCCAAAAUGGCCGCCUUCAAAAUGGCUGCCAGCUUAAAAGCCACGCCCUCAAAAUGGCCGCCAGCUCAAGCCACGCCCCCAAGAUGGCGGUCGGCUUAAAAGCCACGCCCACAAAAUGGCCGCCAGCUCAAGCCACGCCCCCAAGAUGGCCACCAGAUCAAAAGCCACGCCCACAAAAUGGCCGCCAUUUUAAAAGCCAUGCCCCCAAUAUGGCCGCUGAAAUAAAGGCCACGCCCCCAAAAUGGCUGCCAGGUCAAAGGCCACGCCCCCAAGAUGGCUGCCAUCUUAAAAGCCACGCCCACAAAAUGGCCCCCAAUCCAAGAUGGCCACUGAAAUAAAGGCCACGCCCCCAAAAUGGCCGCCAUUUAAGAAGCCACGCCCCUAAAAUGAUCGACAUUUUAAAAGCCACGCCCACAAAAUGGCUGCCAGCGCAAAAGCCAC